AUAUAGGCAAUAUUGUGAUAUCAUUACGAUCAUCGAUGGACCUUGAGGAAGAGCGUGCUACAUGCAUAGCCAGAAACGAAGCUAAGUUAGCAGAGCUUGGUCUUUUGCAUUCACCUCCCCAGUCCAACAAAAUUACAAGCACUGCAGCUGGAUUGAAAUCCCGCCGACUUCGUAGAAGGAUCGACCAAGCAGUGCAGCCGGCGGUCGAUCUUGUCCGCCCUACAUUACAGCAAAGUAGGAGAGAGGUCACAGCCAUUACAGGAUCUGAUACCACUGAAGAGUCCGAGGAAUACUGUGAAUUGGAAACAGCACAUGAGCGCAUGGAGGCUAUUCAGAACGUUCCUGAACCUAGUCCAGGUGACCUUCCUGGCCUUCAAGGCAUUCCAGUGGAAGUUCGGGAUAUGGCUGCAAAAAUAGGCUUUGAAAUCGGCUGUAGGCCGUUCCAGCUGUUCUACACAGCAUAUGACAAAUGGAAGUCGGAUUUCAAGCCGGCUUUUAACAGUCCAGGAUCAGCCAAGGCUACCAUGGACAUUCAGCACCCUCUACGAUAUGGGCUUCAGGGAGAGAGACCUUCUUGACCAGCAGCAGGUCAACAGGGUGAGCCUCAAAACGUUCAAGGAGAGUGUCAAGCCCAAGAUGGUACACGUGGUGCCACCAAAUCAAUGGGCUUGAGGCAGCCUUUGAGGCGGUUGCCAACCCAAACCCCCGGAAGAGGAAGAACAGCUGGGAUAGCCAAGAAGGAGAUGGGGACGACUUCAACUCAGCAUCCAAGAUCUACUUGGAAGUGACUGAAAAGGAGAUUGAGGACUUCAUGGUUACACUGGGUGGGCGAGACAGAACCAUGGCUGGCUUCCACUUGGACUCAGAAGCAACCGACCAGGACAUACACGCACGUGUCUGGAAGUCCCUGGUUGAGAGAUGGAACAACCGCAAGAAGUGGAUUGGAAAUCUACAGCAGCAGGCCAAUGUGGAGGAUGCUUUGAGAUUCAACUCCUUUGGAGCUGACGAAGAGGAGUUUGAGAAGUACCAGUCUUCACAGUCGCACCUGGAAUACUUGCAGGGCCUCUAAACAAUGAAGAUGACAAGUUUGUCUUCAUUGUCGAGGGCAAGGACAGUCCUGUGCUCUGUGUGGCAUACAUUGCAGCUGCAAUGCAGUGCAACCAUGAACUGCUUGAAAUUAAUGCUUGAAAUGCUUGAAAUUAAUGUCUUUGCCUGCUGGAUUAUGCAUUUUAUGCUACUGCUAAUAACAUAAUAAUUAUGUUUCUUUUCAUACAUGUCCACAACGUUGAAUAAGCACUGGUCGGUUCCUCCAUAUUCACCAUGCAUGCAAUGCACAGGAAAACAAGGUGUCUGUUUUCAUUCUGCACAGGGCGAACAACAGCAAGAAGACCUCCAUGGUAUUGCCCAGUGGUACCAUUAAGGUUGGCAAGGAGCUCAAGAAGCACACAGUUGUAGAGCUUCCAGUGCAGAGCCUACUUGGCAGAUUCAACAAGCAGCAGGUCAAGGAGUGGGCUUUCUCCCAUGGCUGCACAAAUGUUCUAUGGAAUGACUACAUGGUCCAGUACAAGGGCAAGCUGGCAUUGGUUGCUUAGAGAGGUUACUUGAUGAGCAGGGAUACGGAGCAAGUGGGCAGCUGCAGUCUAGGGCUAUGUGGUUCAGUGGUGUGCAGUAGGUGUUCACUAGGAAAAAAGGGAGCAGUGCAGUAGUAGUGUGGAACAGGUCACAGGUGAAGGUUGAUGAAGAACAUGUGUGUAUAAUUGCAUGCCAAGACAAGGUACUGCUGUUGCUGUGAUGAUUUUGGUAGCAGCCUCCAGACUUGUAAAGAAUAGAGACGAUAGAUGCCUGUACAGGCCAGCUGGCUGUGCACUAUACUGCACAACUCCACAUGAUGAGCAAGUGAGGUGACCAGGGCGACCCAGACUGUUGUGUGUAAUACAUACAUAUGUAUAUAAUUCCUGACGAAUGUGGUUUUGUGCCUACCCAUGCAGUACAAGCUUCUAUCCCCAAUGAUGGCAAAUAGAUGCUGAUGGCAUGAAUAAUGAAGUCAGACAGCUUUCCAAAAAAAAGAGAAUGUGUGAUUUAACAGUGGACAGGGAUCAUGUAAAAGCUCAUAACAU
Molecule: messenger RNA, 2117 nt
Organism: Volvox carteri f. nagariensis
Lineage: Eukaryota; Viridiplantae; Chlorophyta; Chlorophyceae; Chlamydomonadales; Volvocaceae
Exons: 5
Coding region: 36-578 (180 amino acids)
Source: RefSeq, a predicted model, not a curated record